AUGUCGAACCUUGUGGAUUCUCAAGAUAAGGGCAAGACACAGGCCUCCGAUUCCGACGAUGCAAUCGAAGCCAAAUUGUCUGGCAAGGAGAGCACCCCGGAUACCGUGGAAGCAGUGCUGGAGAGUAGCCCGGCCUUGAAGAACGUGUUGGGCGUAAUAGAUAAGGAAAACGCCACGAGGCGCACGAUAGAUAUCGCCAAUCUAUCGAGCGGGCUUGCGGUGGGAGGAAAGAAUCACAAGGACAUGGCUUCUUUCAAGUUCUGGCAGACGCAGCCGGUGCCUCACUUCGAUGGAUCUGGCGGGGUCACCGACGGUCCGAUCAAGAGAAUUGACCCCGAGAAGGUCUCAAAGACGCCCGAUCCGCUCAUCGAGGGGUUUGAGUGGACGACUCUCGACUUGACGAACGAGACGGAACUCCAGGAGCUGUGGGAUCUGUUAACCUAUCACUAUGUGGAAGACGAUGACGCCAUGUUCCGCUUCAGAUACUCUCAGUCGUUUUUACACUGGGCUUUGAUGUCUCCCGGCUGGAAAAAGGAGUGGCACGUUGGCGUACGUGCGACUAAGUCCCGCAAGCUAGUCGCGUCAAUCUGUGGUGUGCCUACAGAUGUCCGCAUCCGGGGCCAGAAGCUAAAGGUCAUAGAGAUCAACUUCCUUUGCAUUCACAAGAAGCUGCGGUCCAAGCGGCUGGCCCCCGUUCUGAUCAAAGAGAUUACUCGUCGCUGCUACCUAAAUGGAAUCUACCAGGCUGUUUACACCGCCGGUGUAGUUCUCCCCACGCCGGUGAGCUCGUGCCGCUACUAUCACCGUUCUCUAGACUGGCUGAAACUAUACGAGGUCGGCUUUUCGCCGCUCCCCUACGGCUCGACCAAAGCCCGCCAAGUUGCCAGGAACUAUCUUCCGAGUAGUACGUCGACCCCGCGGCUUCGACUUAUGGAACCUAAGGAUAUCGACACGAUGCAUGAUUUGCUAGAGCGCUACCUACGCCGCUACGAUUUGAACCCGGCGUUCACGAAAGAGGAAGUCGCACACUGGCUGGUGCACAAGGAGAGCCUCGGGAAGGAGCAGGUGGUGUGGUCGUACGUGGUGGAGGAUGCUGAAACGCAUAAUAUCACCGACUUCUUUUCCUUUUAUAGCCUUCCAUCCACUGUGAUCCAGCACCCAAAACACCAGGAAGUGCGCACUGCCUACUUGUACUACUAUGCCACCGAAACCGCCUUCACCAACGACCAGAAGGCUCACAAGGACCGGCUCCUCAUGCUGAUGAACGAUGCACUGAUCCUUGCUAAGCGGGCCCACUUCGACGUCUUCAACGCGCUCACCACCCAGGACAACCCUCUCUUCCUCGAACAGCUCAAGUUCAACGCCGGAAUUAGCCAGCUCCAUUUCUACCUGUACAACUACUGGACGACUCCUGUCCCCGGCGGCAUCAACCAAAAAAAUCUCCCGGAUGAGAAGACGAUGGGGGGCAUUGGUCUCGUGAUGCUGUAA
This is a messenger RNA of Penicillium digitatum Pd1, 1488 nucleotides long. Lineage: Eukaryota; Fungi; Ascomycota; Eurotiomycetes; Eurotiales; Aspergillaceae. The record is from RefSeq and is a predicted model, not a curated record.